Actinia tenebrosa (Australian red waratah sea anemone) is the source of this 2810-nucleotide messenger RNA. RefSeq lists its product as uncharacterized. Gene Ontology annotation, molecular function: nucleic acid binding. The record is from RefSeq and is a predicted model, not a curated record. NCBI's taxonomy places the organism in Eukaryota, Metazoa, Cnidaria, Anthozoa, Actiniaria, Actiniidae.
UAAGUUCCGGUCUGUCUCAGUCGUCUGUCUUGCAAGUCCACCAUGUUGAUGAUGUUGAUUAUAAAUCUACAGUUAUCUACAAAAGUUGACUCCUGAAAUGGGUUUUUGUUCUACUUGUGGUACACUUUGUGUGAGAGAAGCAAAGUUUUGCCAUAAUUGUGGUGAGCAGGCAAGCGCCACUCUAGAAGAUGGUCAGGAAGACAGUGAACUUGACAUUAUAACAGAGUAUUUUCAUCGUGGAUAUCCCUACAAUGUAAUUGUAGGCUUUUUGGAAAAACAUCAUGGUAUACGAAUGCAUGUUAGAACGCUUAAAAGGAAGCUUAGACAAUUAGACUUGAAGAGAAGAGAACCUAAGUAUGAUGAAGACAUUGUUCGAGAAGUGAUUAAGCGAGAAAUUCAAGGAUCUGGAUCACUUGUUGGUUAUCGCUACAUUUGGCAUGCCCUACGCUUAAGGUAUCACAUGAAUGUCCCCCGCAAUGUGGUUGCCAGUAUGAUGAAAGAAAUUGAUCCAGACGGUGUAAAGGAGAGARUUUCAAGGCGUUUGACCAGAAGAAAUUAUGUUUCUAGAGGACCGAACUUCUGCUGGCACAUUGACGGCUAUGACAAGCUGAAGCCAUAUGGGUUCCCAAUCCAUGGCUGUAUAUGUGGAUAUAGCAGAAGAAUAAUUUGGCUGGAACUGGUAAAAUCAAACAAUAAUCCAAAGAUCAUAGCUAGAUUGUUCUUGGAUGCUGUUCAAAAUGCAAAUGGAUGUCCAAGACUUGUACGUUCAGAUUGUGGCACUGAGAAUGUUCUUGUUGCUGCUAUGCAAUCUUAUUUUAGAGCYAAUGGAAAUGAUGAAUUUGCAGCUUCAAAAGCUCACCAGUAUGGUUCUUCACCAUCAAACCAGCGUAUUGAAGGUUGGUGGUCUUUUUUUAGACGAAGCAACUCAAAUUGGUGGAUCAAUUGUUUCAAAGACAUGUGUGAAUCUGGUAUUCUUGAACUUGGAAAUUCUUUCCACAUGGAAUGCCUUUGGUUUUGUUUUUCAAGAGUAAUUCAAAAGGAGCUGGAUGAAGUCGUUCAGCAGUGGAACAGUCAUUAUAUCAGAAGGUCUCGUCAUGAUACAGUUGCAGGAGUACCAGACAUCCUUUAUUUCUUACCUGAAAAUUCAGAUGCUGUUGAUUGCCUGAUACCCAUUUCAAAAUCACAGAUACAAGAGGUUGAGCCACAGUGUGAAAUGGAAAUGGAGGAAGAUGUAUAUUAUGAAUAUUUUGAAUACAUUAUGGAAAGGAAAGGUUGGCAUUAUCCAAAUACUGUAUCAGAAGCUUUUAACCUCUAUCAGUGUCUCAAUCAAUUACAGGCUGAUGUUUAACUUCUUAGAGUUAUGGGACUGAACAGCAUAACUUGUUAAUCAAUUCAAUAUACUUUAUUAACUUUCAUACAACUGGUACCUAGUUAACUAGAAUAAUGACAUUUAUAUGGUAUCUGUUAUAGUAUAUCUUCUUCCUCUGGUAAUCAAAAUAUGUUGAUGGAAGAUUCCCAUGCUUAAAAUGUUUCACUCUUUAUUUUCCAUUAUAACUGUAUUAUGUGAAAUACAUUUCUUUAUUAUGUAUCUGAUCAUGGGAUCAAGAAACAGUUGGAGCAAAAUUGGAAUAACUUGUAAGAAAAAAGUUAUAUUUGAAAAUGAUAAAAAAAUCUUUUCAAUGUGAAAUAAUACCUAAGCAACAAUCCUAUAAACUAAUAACAUUUCAAAAUUGUAUUUCAAUAUUGUAUUUAAAUCUUAUAAUAAUCUAAAGCAAUUAUCCAAAAUUAAACAAACAAUGGGUUAGUUCCAGAAAUUAUCCAUAGUUACCUCCCCCCUCCAGAGGAAUUUGGAAUUUCCUAGGGGUCAGGGGGAGGUUAGAAAAAUUAAAAAAUUUCAGAGUUUGUACGGAAUUUCCAGAAGGGGGGGGGGGGUGUCUUAAGGAAUCCCCCGUAUAUGGAUAAUUUCUGGAACUGCACAAAAGUGAUAAUAAAUACAUUUAUUAACUCCAAUUUAAAAACCCUUCAUAUCAUUAAAUUCAACGUUUUUAAAGAAACAUAUCUAAUAGCCAUGGUCCAUUUUACAGUUCCUCUCGGUUACUCCAGGCUUGAGACCCUUUUAAACUCCCACAGGCUGCAGUCAAAAACUAAAGAAUAUAUUACACUCUAUUGAGGCUGGAGUAACUGAGAGGAACUGUAAAAUGGACAACAUGAACAUUAAACCUAAAAGCAAACUUCCCUCACCAACAUUAAUGUGCAUAUUCUAAACUUGUGACAGCACUAAUGAUUAUUGGAUUUAUAACAAUCCAAACCCAUGACUUUCUUUAAUUGAAGAGUAGAUCAUCUCUUCCAUAAUUUUGGGACUAUUUAUGUGUACCGGCAACUUUAUGGUGAUAUCACAUGUUGAAGCAGUUGGCCGACAACAACAUCCAGGCAAGCAACCAUGAACAAAUUCUACUUGGAACUUCUUUGGAAAUCCAAGUGGGGGGAUGUCAUAACUUCCAGUCAGCCACUUGAUGAUAUCCCUCAACUCCAAAUCACCAAUUUCUAAAAUGUGAAUAACAUAUUAUUAUUAAAAUACAUGAUAUAGUAUAAAACAUAGUACUGUAUAACUGGAUUCAGGCUUGUAAUUGUUUUUUCAUUUCUCCGGACUUUGAAAUCAAGGAGGGCAUCUCUGAAACUAGUAAAGACUGUUUAGACAGUAUCAGUUGCUGUAUUUAAUGCAAGCUACAUCUAGGAAGACAAAUUUCUGCAGCUGAUGUAAAUAUACUGUAAAAAACAUCUGCACUUUUUACAUAAACUUGUAGGCUGAA